AUGUCGGAUAAUAAUCUUUGGUUAAGUGAUGGUGCGUUUCAGUCGUCCAACGAUAGUUCGUCAGGAGAUAACUUCAUCAAUGGACUCUUUGAUCAAAGUCAAUUUCCACCUCAACAGACAACUCAACCUGAAUUUAAUUCUUCACAACAACCUGGAUUAGGACCUCAAAAUUCACAGAUGUUCAUGAGGCAACAAUCACAACAACAGGUACCUCAGCAACAACAGCAACCUCAACAGCAAUCGCCCCAACCUAUACAAUCUCAACAACCAUUAAGGCAACAAGUACAAGCUCAAUUAGACCAAGGUAGAAGAGAGCAGUUGAUGAGAAUGAGACAACAGGUAAUGCUGCAACAACAGGCAUACGGUGCUAAUCAAAAUCAAUCACAAUCCCAAUCCCAAUCCCAAACUCAAAAUAAAACUCAAGCUCAAGCUCAAGCAGCCCAAGCUCGUCUUAAAAGUUUAGAAAUGCGUGAUAAUUUACCUGGUUCUCAAGUCCCUACUCCAGUUCAACAACAAGGUACACCAGUUUUGAAUAACAAUGUUCCUCAUCAAGUUCAACAGACUCAAAAUUAUGGUAGUCCAAUGGUGUCUAAUAUGUCUCCAAGAGUUCAAAAUACUAAUAUUAAUCAAGGAUCUCAAGAUUUACAAGGUCCCCCUCAAAGUACUUUUCAACAAUCUUCAUCUCCAUCUGCCAACCAACAACAACAAAAUCAACAACAACCACAGGGUCAACAAGGUCAAGGUCAACAACAACAAGGUAUUCCAAGACCACAAGUUGCUCAAUUACAAAUGGAACUCUUUAUGACUACUCUUGAAGAUUUCAUGGCACGUCGUAAUACUCCUUUAAGAUCACCACUUUUUAUUAAUAAUAAGAGAGUCAAUUUAUUCUACUUUCAUUUAUUAUGUCAAAAAUUAGGUGGUCCACUGCAAUUGAUAAGAUGGUUGCAACAACCAAUGGGUCAACAACAACAACAAAGUCCAUGGUUAUUUAUUGGACAAACGUUACGUCUUUUGGAUGGGGUUAAUGUUGAAGAUGCAAGUGUUCGUGAAAGAUUUGAAAGAGAGAUAAGCACAUGUUAUGCAAACUAUCUUUAUCCUUAUGAACAAUAUAGUAGUACUCCAGAAGGUAGCAGAGAACUUCAGGGGAAGAGACAACAAUUUCAAAAACAAAUAAUUGCCAAGUUUCAGCAACAACAACUUCAAUUACACCAACAACAACAACAGCAGCAGCAGCAGCAGCAGCAGCAGCAGCAGCAGCAACAACAACAACAACAGCAACAACAACCGAUUCAACCGAUUCAACAAAUUGGACAACAAGGGCAACAAGGACAAUCACCACAUAUUCAGAUGACGCAAGGAAAUUCACGUUCUCCAGUUGUAAAUAACGUUCCAACACCAUCUAUAAAUCAACAAAGUCCAAUGUUAAGUCAAGCCCCAACCCCACAACAAAGGAAAAUGUCUCGCGUUAGCAACGCUUCUAAUAAUAAUUCCCCUAGUGUUGUUCAAUCUCCUUAUUUACAGAAUCAACAAAUUAGUGGUUCAAGAUCUAGUAGUGUUUUGGGCCAACAAACUAAUGCACCAAUUCAAUCACAACAUGCUACACAUCAACUCACUUCACAACAGCAGUUCUUACAACAACAGCAACAGCUCCAAAUGCAACAACAAAAUCAACUUCAACAACAGCAACAACAGCAACAGCAACAUCAACAGCAACAACAACAGCAACGUCAAAGUAGUCUUCUGCAACAACCACCUGUACAACAAUUUCAACAACAACAACCUCCUCCUCCACAACAACAACAACAACAACAACAACAACAACAACAACAACAACAACAACAACAACAACAACAACAACAACAACAUAGACAACAGCAGCAGUCACAGCCUACAUUGCAGGGUAGAGUUGCUUCUGGUUCUCAAUUGAUGCAACAACCACAAGUGAAACCAGAAAUAGAAAAAGAAGAACCAAAUAUCAUAAAGAGUUAUGUACCAUUCAGGAAAUUAGUGGAUUCACAUGGUGGUUAUAACAUCAAAGAAUUAUCUCAAAUUGGAGGAGAAAUUGAUACUGCUAAACCAGUUUACCUUUUUUCACCUGAAUUAGGUACUGUGAACUUACAAGCCAUAAUCAUGGGACUUAAGAGUAACUCUCAAAAUAAUGAAGAAGUUGUUAAUUCUUUAAAUACUUUGUUAGUGAUUACGGCUGAUAAAGAUUGUAUAUUAAAUAUCAAUGACUGUUUAGAAUUGUUAGAGUCAUUAUCGAUUUUAGGUUCUAAAGUUCUUGAUAGAAUAGUCUUGGAUAAGGAAGAAGAGAAUAUUUUUGAAGAUGCUACUAAACUUUCUGAUAACAAUCUUAUCAAUGAUAUCUUCGAAAAGUAUAAUAACGCUAGCCAUGGGUUUGCUAAUGAAGAUAUUCAUUUGGUAGUUGAUUCAUUAACAGGUGAAGUUGAUGAAGAUGAUGAUGAUGACUUUGAUUUAUUCUCUUUGAUGGAUUAUGAAAAAUCAUCGGCUACUACUCCAGAGACCAGUAAUGGUACUACUCGACGCAAAGAUUACGAUUUUGAUAUGCCAGAUUAUGUCGCUUCAUUGACUGACUUUAAAGCUGAAAAUAGUCAUCAUUUUAGUAAAAUUCAAGCAAAGAGUGCAGUUGAUGAAAAAGUGUUGCAAGUUGAUUUGUUAAUCACUAUCACCAUGAUUUUGAGAAAUAUUUCAUUUUUAAAUUAUAACAGUAUUGCAAUGGCUACCAAUCCAUCCUUAAAGAAAUUGUUAUUUUCACUUAUCAAAACUAUUGGGCUCCAAAAGGAUAAAUUUGUAUUCACCAGAAAGAGAUUAUGUUUAUUGAAGGAUUGUUUAUAUGUGUUGGAUAAUAUUGCUUUCUGUUUUGAAUUAAGAAGUUUAGAACAAGCAUUUUUAGCCUUUGCAUUAGUUUGUUCAUUUGGACCUGAUUUGGAUGAAUCCAAUUAUGAAAUUCCACAAUCAAAUCUUGAAAUGUAUUCCUAUUUACCAUUUGCCAUUGAUUUAUUAACCAAGCUUAUGGUAAGAGAACCUCAUAAUAGAUCAUUAAUUCAAGCAGUAUUAACAGGUACCUUAAGUAUAUCUUCCACUGCUAAUUAUUCCAAUGUUAAAUCUCUUACUAUAAAUCAUAAAGAUCAAGAAGAAACUAGAAAGUUAAUUAAAGCUUUCCAAAAGGGUAAAGAUUUUACAUCAGGACAAUUAUUAACUAAGGCAUUCAAAUUAUAUAUGAGUAUUAUUCCAUUUGAUGCUAAUAGUUAUGAAUUUUCGAAGUUUGUCUUUACCAGAGCUCCAACUAUUUCACAAGCCUUAUUCGGAACAAAGCUUCUUAUAGAUAUGAUUCCAAUUGAUGAUUUAUCAGGAUCUAUCAACAGAUUAUCAAUUAAAUGGUUGAUCCAUAACAAAGAAUUGAUAUUAUCUAAUUUUGCCAGAGUUGCUAUUGCUUUAGUUUCUGAAACUGGGAAGUUUCCUCGAGAAUCCAAUGAAUAUAAAAUUCUUACUUUGGUGUUAUCCAAAGCAUUAAUUGUUAUAAAUUCAUUAGUUAGUAAUCUUGUUUCUGCUAAAGAAGUAUUAUCAAAUGAUAAGGAAUUAUCCGAGUCAAUUAAUGAAAUUAAUAGUUUGACAGGAAUUCAACCUGACUCUACUCUAGCCCUUGAUACGUCCUUGGCAGUUACCAUUGAUACUAACUUGGGUAAAGAAGUUAUAAGACUUUUGAGAACUUUAAAAUCUCUAUCUUAG
This is a messenger RNA of Scheffersomyces coipomensis, 3750 nucleotides long. RefSeq names its product Swi1p (gene SWI1). Lineage: Eukaryota; Fungi; Ascomycota; Pichiomycetes; Serinales; Debaryomycetaceae. Bases 1 to 3750 code for a protein of 1249 amino acids. Gene Ontology annotation, molecular function: DNA binding. The record is from RefSeq and is a predicted model, not a curated record. The transcript has a single exon.